UAAAACUUCACUCCAAAAUCACGUAUAUUCGUGUCCCUCAAGGUCAAACUUCUAGAUAUGACCGACUGGCACAAUGGUUCAUCAAUUUACAAAUGUUAUUUUAUUGGGUCUAAGGAUUUUAGCAGACCAGUUUUUUAGCAGAAUCAGAACAAUUAUAAAGUGUGAUAGCUAACUUCAAACGCGGCAUUGGCGAUUAGCGACCGCUUGCUCCGCUGCGCUUCAAUUCAACACGAGUGUUAUUGUGCGCGUAAAUCUUUGUUUAGCCGCUAAUUUAGACUGUUGAGUUUCAAAGUUGUUAGUUUUGUGGACAAAUUGUCUGAUAAUUGUCUUAAUUGGAGAAGCUUGGCCCAGACUGAGCGUCUUUUUGAGUCUGUCAAUCAAUCAUCCAUCACUUUUUUUAGGUUGGUCUGCUAAAAGACUCAUUUUUCACUUUUUAUGCUAAAAGAUUGGUCUGCUAAACGAUCGGUCCCUUGUACAGUUUUCGAUGUAUUUGUAUAAGUCUAGCGUGGCCCUAUCCUGCUUGUUCACUGACCGAGCCUAAAAAGAGGGUUUUUUAUAAAGAGGCCACAAUAUAUGAAGCUAAAUUUUUCAUGAAAAUUGAUACUUUUGUAAUUUAUAGCGAAGAUUACCAAUUUAGUCUGAUUGCUGCGGCCUGUGAGUUUUUGUGACAGCUGAGAUGAAAGUUUUUAGCUUUCAGCUCGAUGUAAUGAGUAUCCAAACUUUUGAGCUCAGUGGUUUGCUUGAUGAGUGCGACCUAGCUCUGUUGAACGUCAGUAUCUCUUGCUUCGAUUUGGAGCAAGAUAAUUUAUUUAUCGGAACAACUAAUGGCCAAGUCAUUCAAUUUUCUAUUGCAACUAACAGUAGAAAAUCUGCUGUCUUUUCAACGGAGCACCUGGCUACAACAAAGCUUCCUGUUUCCUCCAGAAUAAGCAAUCUUUUUUGUUCAUUGUCGAUAUCUGCUAUUAUUUGCGUCUGCGACGAGCAAUUAUACUGUUUACAAUCAAAUAGUUUAAAAAUUGUGUCAUCUCUUAGUGGCAGAGCAAAAUCGAUUUCAUGCAUGAGUAUAAACCAGAAUCCUGUAAAUGACGACACAAUAGGAGUAGAGUUUCUAAUAGGCACUUCGCGCAAAAUGAUCCAGUUGUUCCAUCUCUCACUGGACUAUAAGUUAUCUCUAAUCAAGCAAGUGUCUGUGUCUGAAAUACCGAUUUGUAUCGCUGUCGACAGUUGGGUGGCUAUAUGGGCGUCAUCUGGGGCUUAUUACAUAACAGACAUGAAAAAUGGCACAUCUUCAAUGCUAUUUCCUUACCAAAAAGGUAGUAUAGUGGAGCCAUUUGUGAAGCGCAUUGGUGUUGGCGAGUUCAUUUUGAAUGGGCCAAAUGCUCUUGGUGUUUUUGCCAAUAGUCAGGGUGUUUCACAAAAACCACCUCUUACAUGGUCACCGACAACAUUCGCUACUGCUUUCUCGCAUCCGUAUGUUCUGGCUUUAGAUGACGAAUUUCUGACCGUGCAUAGUGUUCUAGAUCAGAUUCAGAAGCAGAGUAUUCCAUCUCCUGGCUGGAAACAUCUGGAAAAUACAAACGGAAAAGUAGUUGUUGGUUCGAGCAGAGACCUACUAGUCGCUUUGUUGUUGACUCAGCAGCAACAGAUAAAGGGAUUACUCGAUGAGAAGAGAAUUGACGAAGCUCUAGCUGUUUUGGAUAAUUAUUAUCAGACUAAUUCGGCGAAAAACGAAGAAGACUUCUUCGCAUUCAAGAGAAAAACGGAACAGAAAUGCGCUUUUUUUAAGCUCAAAAAUAGAGAGUUCUCAGAAGCUAGACGUCUUUUCCUAAGUUCCGAUUUGCAGAUUGAAACUUUGAUAGGAAUGUGGCCUUCAUGUAGUAAAACAAGCAGUCGUUUCAAAUGUAAAGAAAUCAACAUCGACGAGUUAUGCGCUCAAAACGCAUCUCAUUUCAAUCAGUAUGCAGAUUUUUAUAUUUCAAUAAUCAUGCAAUACAUACGAAGUGAUUCAGUUUACAGUGAAACAUUAGAUGCAUGUGCUGAAAUUUUGAUCAAUCUCUAUUGUCAAACAGAUUCGGUUAAGUUAUUUGAGCUCAUAGACCAGAAUUUUUUUCUACCCUUUAAUGGAGACUUGGUGGUGGCCCUGCUCAAAGAAAACAAGCAGUGGCACUCAGCCGCUUUACAUUUGAAUAAAAUUUUCAACGAGAAAGUUUCUCUGCAAAUUUGGAUGGAUCUAGUGGAUAAUAAAAUUGAAGACCCUUUAUUUCCCGGUAUACAUUUUCUAACCGAUCCAAUUUCAAAGUUUCAAACCACUCGUGUUGUAUUAGAUGCAUUGCACUGGUUGUGCGAAAAAGGCGAAGACAAACUUGCUUUGCCUUUAGCCAUUGAGAGGGCGAAUCUAGUUGAUCUUGAUUCAUCAUUUCAUCCCUCCAAGAUGGUCACAGAGUUCGACCAGCAUUCUGAUUUCGUUCUCAGGUUUCUUGAAGCCCUGUAUAAAAAGUGCGAUUACAAUGUGAACUUGAUUUUGUUCAAACGAUUUCAUAGGAAAGUACAUGAGAUAAAAAAUGAACAAUUUACAGACGAAAUUUCAUACAGAGACAGAUUUCGAACAUUUUUGAGAGGCUCACCGAGUUUAAAUCUGCAAGAGGCGCUAUCAUACUUUGCUAACUGUAGCUGCUGUGAGGAGGAAACACUUAUCCUUUUAAGAAGACUCGGUCUGCAUGAAAAAGCCCUCUCCCUUAUUCUGAAAGAUAACGGUGUCACUGAAUUUGAAUCAGCUCUCGACUAUUGUGAAAAAGUUCAAGAUGAAAGUGGCGAAAAAUUGUACGAAAGUUUGUUAGAUCGACUGAACAACAAGACUCUCUGUUUAGAGUUAAUUAAACGUCAUGGGAACAAAAUCAGUCCUUCGAAGACAUUACAGUACAUUCCUGACGAUUUCAAACUGAAAGAUGCUAGUGCUCAUGUCACAAAAGCUCUCAAAUGUAGAGCAAAUGCGAGUAGUUUGCUUAGCUUACGCCAAUACGCAACUCUACAAGUUGCUCAAGACUACAAGGCCAAAGAGCUUGAAAUGAUCAAAACCCUUGGUCCCAUUUGUAUUGACGACAAUUCCACAUGUUGUGUAUGCAAUGGUCCGUUUUUUGAAUCCGCCUUUGUCCGUUUACCAGGCUUUAAUAAUGCCACAUCAAGUGAACCGCAAAUAGUUCACGUUACUUGCAUGACCGAUUCAACGACAAACUGAAAGCCAUAUGGUAAAGCAUCGAUUAACUAAUUCCAAGUGACAUGAUACCAAAUUCCAAGAUGGGAAAUCAAACGCACGUGGGAAAGAAUUGAGCUAAAUGGAAUCAAUAAAGCUUUCUCUUUCUUCAAAUCCUUUAUGGAAAAUAUAAAUAUUUAUAAAUGCUACUCAAGUAUAGACGAACACGCUUAUUAUAUGGAUGUUAUGUAAAUGGCUGAUUCCGCAUACAUUCACUCGUGUCAUCUGUGCUAAACAUGCUCAAAUGAUGCAAAUCAAUUUUAAGAGAAACAUUAGAUUUAGCAGUCUUUAUUUUAAUUAAAAUAUGUUUGAUCUAGCUUUUGGCAAAAUUUCCGUCUUUUUGGAAGAAAGUUUUUCAAGCUGGAUUGUGGUAUCCACGAAAAGUGAGUUUUUUAUUGACAGGUUUUGAAUAGAUGAACCCUUGC
This is a messenger RNA of Symsagittifera roscoffensis, 3675 nucleotides long. RefSeq names its product transforming growth factor-beta receptor-associated protein 1-like. The record is from RefSeq and is a predicted model, not a curated record. Gene Ontology annotation, molecular function: protein binding. NCBI's taxonomy places the organism in Eukaryota, Metazoa, Xenacoelomorpha, Acoela, Convolutidae. Gene Ontology annotation, biological process: vesicle-mediated transport; endosomal vesicle fusion; autophagy. Bases 677 to 3235 code for a protein of 852 amino acids. The transcript has a single exon. Gene Ontology annotation, cellular component: cytoplasm; membrane.